CUGAAUCUCGCGAUAAAGGCUUAUUGUCUCGCGGGACCGCGGCUGGCAGACGGGCUUUCAGGCGGCCCUGGCCGGGGAAGAGGAGUUGCAUGUGUCGCUUCAGCUGGCGGUAGUGGCGGGAGCGGAGGCGGCGGGGGUUGUGCGACCGCCCGGGUUUGUGAGAUGGCUGCUGAUAUUUCUGAAUCCGGUGGGCAUGAUUGCAAAGGAGACCCGAGGGGCAAUACCAAGUUAGAUGCAGACUACCCACUUCGAGUCCUUUACUGUGGAGUCUGUUCAUUACCAACAGAGUACUGUGAAUAUAUGCCUGAUGUUGCUAAAUGUCGACAGUGGUUAGAGAAGAAUUUUCCAAAUGAGUUUGCAAAACUUACUGUAGAAAAUUCACCGAAACAAGAAGCUGGAAUUAAUGAGGGUCAAGGCACAGCAGGGGAAGAGGAAGAGAAGAAAAAGCAGAAGAGAGGUGGAAGGGGUCAAAUAAAGCAAAAAAAGAAGACUGUACCACAAAAGGUUACAAUAGCCAAAAUUCCUAGAGCAAAGAAGAAAUAUGUAACAAGAGUAUGUGGCCUUGCAACUUUCGAAAUUGAUCUUAAAGAAGCACAAAGAUUUUUUGCUCAAAAAUUCUCCUGUGGUGCCUCAGUAACAGGAGAGGAUGAAAUCAUCAUUCAGGGAGACUUUACAGAUGACAUAAUUGAUGUCAUUCAGGAAAAAUGGCCAGAGGUGGAUGAUGAUAGCAUCGAAGAUCUUGGAGAAGUAAAGAAGUGAUUUUGAAAAUUUGUCUCUAUUUAAUGAUCUGAACUGAGAGUUGAUAUGGCCAAAGGGAGAGAGGCCUUUUAAAAAUAUAUAUAUUUAUCCUACAGUAAAACUGUAGAUUACCCUCACCCUUGGCAUUUUCACUGUUCUGUAUGAGGCUGCUUGUUUUUUUUAUUGCCAAAGUCUAAUAAACAGGGGAGACUGUCAUGCUUAUGCAUGAAAUAGAAUUUAGUCAAAUAAAAAUUUUUGGUCAUUUGGUACUGAC
This is a messenger RNA of Ailuropoda melanoleuca (giant panda), 1012 nucleotides long. RefSeq names its product density regulated re-initiation and release factor (gene DENR). Gene Ontology annotation, molecular function: translation initiation factor activity; mRNA binding. The transcript has 8 exons. The record is from RefSeq and is a predicted model, not a curated record. Gene Ontology annotation, biological process: formation of translation preinitiation complex; translation reinitiation. Bases 163 to 759 code for a protein of 198 amino acids. NCBI's taxonomy places the organism in Eukaryota, Metazoa, Chordata, Mammalia, Carnivora, Ursidae.